Molecule: messenger RNA, 2243 nt
Organism: Lemur catta (Ring-tailed lemur)
Lineage: Eukaryota; Metazoa; Chordata; Mammalia; Primates; Lemuridae
Gene: OPRM1
Product: opioid receptor mu 1
Exons: 4
Coding region: 303-1505 (400 amino acids)
Biological process (GO): G protein-coupled opioid receptor signaling pathway; sensory perception of pain; neuropeptide signaling pathway
Cellular component (GO): neuron projection; membrane
Molecular function (GO): beta-endorphin receptor activity; neuropeptide binding; G-protein beta-subunit binding
Source: RefSeq, a predicted model, not a curated record
CCUCCCUCCCAGCCUCGGAUCCCGCAGGCCCUGUCCCCCCGCCCCUCCCGCAGCGGUGCGGGGUUGGGGAUGCGCCUCUGUGUACUACUGAGAGGGGAGGGGGCUCCAAGCAGAGGAUCAUGUCAGCCGCUCGGCUCGGUCCCUCCGCCUGACGCUGCCCUCGGGCUCUCCGGGGUUGGUCUCUGCCAGAAGUAGCAGGAGCCGCGGCGGUGGCGAGAGGAAGCGGCCGGGGCGCGCGGAGCCAAAAAGCCCCGGUGCUCCCCGUUCCCUCCCAGCGUGGUCACCAGCCGGCCGUCAGCACCAUGGACAGCAGCACCGUCCCCACGACCGCCGGCAACUGCACUGAUCCCUUCGCGCCCUCGAGUUGCUCCCCAGCACCCGGCCCCGGUUCCUGGGUCAACACGUCCCGCUGGGAUAGCAACGUGUCCGACCCGUGCGGUCCGAACCGCACCGGGCUGGGCGGGGGCGACAGCCUGUGUCCUCCGACCGGCAGUCCUUCUAUGAUCACGGCCAUCACCAUCAUGUCCCUCUACUCCAUCGUGUGCGUGGUGGGGCUCUUUGGAAACUUCCUGGUCAUGUAUGUGAUCAUCAGAUACACCAAAAUGAAGACAGCCACCAACAUCUAUAUUUUCAACCUUGCUCUGGCAGAUGCCUUAGCCACCAGUACCCUCCCUUUCCAGAGUGUCAAUUACCUAAUGGGAACGUGGCCAUUCGGAACCAUCUUGUGCAAGAUCGUGAUCUCCAUAGAUUACUAUAACAUGUUCACCAGCAUAUUCACACUCUGCACCAUGAGUGUCGAUCGCUACAUUGCAGUCUGCCACCCUGUCAAGGCCUUGGAUUUCCGUACUCCCCGAAAUGCCAAAAUUGUCAAUGUCUGCAACUGGAUCCUCUCUUCAGCCAUUGGUCUUCCUGUAAUGUUCAUGGCAACAACAAAAUACAGGCAUGGUUCCAUAGAUUGUACAUUAACAUUCUCUCACCCAACCUGGUACUGGGAAAACCUGCUAAAGAUCUGUGUUUUCAUCUUCGCCUUCAUCAUGCCCGUCCUCAUCAUUACCGUGUGUUAUGGACUGAUGAUCUUACGCCUCAAGAGUGUUCGCAUGCUCUCGGGCUCCAAAGAAAAGGACAGGAACCUGCGCAGGAUCACCAGGAUGGUGCUGGUGGUUGUGGCUGUGUUCAUCGUCUGCUGGACCCCCAUCCACAUCUACGUCAUCAUCAAAGCCUUGGUUACAAUCCCAGAAACUACAUUCCAGACCGUUUCUUGGCACUUCUGCAUCGCUCUAGGCUACACAAACAGCUGCCUCAACCCUGUCCUUUAUGCAUUUCUGGAUGAAAACUUCAAACGAUGCUUCAGAGAGUUCUGUAUCCCAACUUCCUCGACCAUUGAGCAACAAAACUCCACUCGAAUUCGUCAGAACACUAGAGAUCACCCCUCCACGGCCAAUACAGUGGAUAGGACUAACCAUCAGCUAGAAAAUCUGGAAGCUGAAACUGCUCCAUUGCCCUGAAUGGGUCUCAUGGCAUUCAGACCCUCACCAAGCUCAAGAGCCACCAUCUGUGUGAAGCAGGUCACUGCAAGAGUGUGUGGGAGGCUCUAGUUCCUAGGAAAGUGCCUGCUUUGGAAUCACCAAAACUCUUUCCUCUCUGGCCACCCCACUCUGAACAGCAGAGGGACAUCCAAACCAAGUCGAGCGUUUGGAAGGAAAGGAAUAUACCACGCUAACGAGUCCAGCUUGUGUACAUAAUCACGAGGAAGACCUUCAGUGGGACCAAAACACACCAUGGUAUGUGAAUUGAGGUCAUCAUAGAAGGUAACCCUUCUGUAUGUAAUAUUUUGUUUUCAAGCAAAUAUUAUGACCUCCUCAAAGAAAAACCACCAAUUGUUAAAUUCACCAUAGUAACAUGUAAAGUAAAUGCUACCUCUGAUCAAAGUCCCUUGUGUGGUAAGUCCAAGUCCUUCUAGUGUUUUGUAAAGGAAUAUAUGCUUCUAUUUUUGAUCUUUAAUGUUCACCUUAAAAUUGUCAUCUGGUAAAGACAUCAUUUCCACCUCCAUGUCUUGGUUUUGUAUUGUUUCGAAGAAUAACAUCUCUCUUACCUUGCUCCAUAAUUAUAAGGGAAGAGAUGAAUGUGAAAGGUAACCUGACACCCAUUCACGUGUCAGCUGCAGAAAGGUUGAUUCUUGUGCACUGCAGAUGCUUCCUGAGUCAUAACGGGGGAUUUUCCAUCCUUAGACUGUCAGUGGUUUG